AUGGAGUCUGUUGAAGCGUUGCAAACACCCCAACAAGAGCAAAAGCAACAGCCAGAGAAAGAUCAAGUUGUUGCUACACAUGAUGUGACAGAUAGAAAGCAAGAAAUUGAUGGAAAUGUGCUGGUGGAGGAGGUAUCUUUGGUGGAAGAAGAAGUGAAAAUCUCUGCCGUUGUGGAUUCUGCUGGUGCUGCACCUGAUGCUGCUGUGAGCGAGGUUAUUGAGGAAACAUCUUCUUCCGUUGUUGAGAUCAUAUCUGAAUCGCAGCCAUUGGAAACAGUGUCUUUGGACGAGCUGUCUAGUUUGAUUGAUCUUAAUGUUCCCAAGGGCGUUGCAGAUGAAACGAAUGAGGAAAAGGCUGUACCACCUACCACGCCUGUGAACACGAAUGCUGCUAUGGAUGCUAAUGAAACGAAGGACGUCGCUGUUUCCGCCGAUGCCGAGAGUAUUGCUGCUGAAUCUACCAAGACGAGUAUCUCUACUAAGAAGGUUGAAGAAGAUGCCUCUGCUGCCAUUGCCUCUGCUAAAAAGGAUGACGCUGAUACUGCAGCAAAUGGAGCCCCUGAUCUUGCUGAUACCUCCCCUACCACUGAGGAAAUGGACAUCGAUGUAUCUGUCAAGCCCAUUGCCGAUAACAAGAAGAAGCAAUCUACCAAGGAACCAGCUCGCAAGGGUAAACAAGGUAAAGAACAGCAGCCUGUCAAAGCACAAGAAAGCGAAGACGAAGAGGAGUACGAUGAUAUUAUGGAAGAGGAAUACGAGGUGGAAAAGAUUGCUGGCCAUCGUGUUUUCAAAGGCAAAGUUGUUAAAUACAUUGUAAAGUGGAAGGGAUAUCCUUCAUCUGAAAAUACGACUGAGAAUGCCACCACCAUGCACGCUGAUGUGCCUGAAUUAUGUGCUGCUUACUGGGCUACAUGCAAGGAAAAGAGACCUGAUAAUGUCCCUCAAGUCGCAACUGAGGAAUUAAAGCCCUUAUUGGAUGAACAACAGCAGAAUGAUCAAGCCAAAGUGAAGAUUGACGCUGACAAUGACAGCAAUGCAUCCGACGAUGAAACUUAUAAGCCAGAUUCAAAGGCGAGAUCACCUUCACCCGUCGCUACCACAUCGCCAGCAGCCAGCAGCAAGGAUAAGGCUGGCUCGGCAACACCAAUUGAAGAAGAGGAGGAGGAGGAGGAGGAGGAGGAGGAAGAGCCUCGAACCAGAAGCAGAAGAGCUACACCUGGCCUUUCCACCUCAUCUGAUUCCAGCGCUCCUGACAUCAGUACAGCUCCCAAACAAUCCAAUCAACUAACCCCUAACAACAAAAGAAAGAGAGCUACUUCCAGCAGCGCUCCAGAGUCAUCUCAAGUUAAGAAAUUCAAAAAGAACAUGGAGCAUAUUCCCGAUUACAUGGUAAAGCUAGGAUAUCAAUUCCCAAAUCAAUGGCCCAACAAGCAGACUGAAUGGGACGUUGAUGUAAAGAAAGUCUGUGUCCAAGUAUCGCCCAUUGAUAGCAAGGUCAAGUUCACCUAUAUCGAGUGGAAUAAUGGCGAAAGGACAAUUCAUUCCAUGAAGGAAGCUCAUGAGAUGAUUCCCGAAAAAUUGAUUCAUUAUUAUGAAGAGAGACUACAAUUUGUCUAA
Molecule: messenger RNA, 1617 nt
Organism: Mucor velutinosus
Lineage: Eukaryota; Fungi; Mucoromycota; Mucoromycetes; Mucorales; Mucoraceae
Exons: 4
Coding region: 1-1617 (538 amino acids)
Biological process (GO): chromatin organization; negative regulation of transcription by RNA polymerase II
Cellular component (GO): pericentric heterochromatin; nucleus
Molecular function (GO): chromatin binding
Source: RefSeq, a predicted model, not a curated record